UCUUAAUAUCUGUGUUUUUCAUAACCCUAAAUAUCGCUUCUCGUACGGAAUUAAAUCAAAUCACCCUCCUUCUUUCUCUCUCUUCCCAAAUCCCUAAUCAACCAAAAAAUCCCUCUUUGAAGAAGGCUUUUGCCGGAGAUUUAAUGCGGAAAGAUGAAAGGUCCAUCGCUUUUUAACCCCUAUGUUCGUGGUGGUAUUGCCCAGAAAAACCAUCAUGUUCUUGGCGGUAGGCACUGGCACCGUAAAUACGUCGAAGACGGCUAGUUUUCGUUUUUUGUUCUUCAACGUCUUGUGAAUUCCAAUCUCUUUCUCUCUCUCUCUAUCCAAUUUUUGUUGUUCUUUCUGGGUUAUUUGAAUUUGUAGACGGGUCUAAGAAAAAUCUGAUAGAUUUUGUAAAUUUUUCGAUCCCCAAACAUGAUGGGGGGAUUGAUGUUAGCUGUUAAGGAUAUGAAGGGUUCGAGCGAUCAAGCUCAGCCCCCGAAACAAUACUGUAAGAUGGUGAUGCAUGGGAAGUAUGAGCUUGGAAGGGUUUUGGGUCAAGGUACUUUCGCACGCGUUUAUUAUGCACGCAACGUUGAGACAGGGAAGAGCGUCGCAAUGAAAGUAAUUGGGAAGCAAAAGGUUGUUCGUGCGAAGAUGAUGGAUCAAAUGAAGAGAGAAAUUAGCGUGAUGAAGAGAUUAAAACACCCGAAUAUUGUUGAGCUUUAUGAGGUUAUGGCUACCAAAUCUAAGAUCUUCUUGGCUAUGGAGCUCGUCCGCGGCGGCGAGCUCCAUAUGAAGGUGUCAAAGGAAGGGAAAUUGGAGGAAGAUUUGGCAAGAUCAUACUUCAAACAGCUAAUUUCUGCUGUUGAUUAUUGCCAUAGUCGUGGUGUUUUCCACCGUGACUUGAAGCUGGAAAAUCUUUUACUUGAUCAAGAUGGAAAUGUGAAGGUAACUGAUUUUGGGUUAAGUGCUUUGUUUGAGGAAAAGGGGGAGAAUGAGCAAGUAAUGUUGAGGACCUGUUGUGGGACACCGCACUAUGUAGCGCCUGAAAUAGUGUCCAAGAAAGGUCAAGGCUAUGAUGGUGCAAAGGCUGAUAUUUGGUCUUGUGGUAUCAUUUUAUAUGUUCUUCUUGCUGGGUACCUCCCAUUUCAUGAUGAAAAUGUUGUCCAAUUAUACCGUAAGGUUAACAAUGGCGAUUUCACUUGCCCAACAUGGUUUUCCUCUGAAGCUAAAGAUUUGAUCAUCAGAAUGUUGGACCCGAAUCCUUCAACUCGGAUCACAGUAUCCGAAAUCAUGGAAUCAAGCUGGUGGAAUUUUGAUGUUACUGUAAACUCAUAUGAACAAGAAACUGAUGCUUCAUCCUUUGUUAAGAAGGAACUAGAAGCCUUGAAUGCAUUCCAUAUCAUAUCAAUGUCAGAAGGGUUAGACCUGUCUCCACUCUUCUUAGAAUCAAAGAAGAAGAGAGAGGAGAGGGAAGAGAUAGGAUUCACAACAACAAUCUCAACAAAUGCAAUGAUUUCUAGGCUGGAAGAAGCAGCAGCCAAGAUGGGUAAGUUCAAGAUCAGCAAGGUAGGGGAUUCAGUGGUGAGAUUGCAGAGUCUUGAAAAGGGAAGGAAAGGUAAACUGGUAAUUGAAGUGGAGCUUUUUACAGUUUCAUCAUCCUUUUUAAUGGUGGAAGUUAAGAAGGAUAAUGGUGAUACGCUUGAGUUUAACCAGUUUUGCAAAAACUUCCUUCGCCCUGUUCUUAUGGAUGUUGUGGUUUGGACUACUCCAUCUGAAUUCACCAACUCACCUGCCCCUUAUGCUGUCUUGUGCUAAAAUUUUGUAUAAAACCCCUUUGGUUUUAGAAUUUGACAUGUUUUCUUUCAUAUAUAUAUAUAUAUAUAUAUAUAUAUAUAUAUAUAUAUAUAUAUAUAUAUAUAUAUAUAUAUAUAUAUAUAUAUAUAGCUUUCUUGCUGUUUUUUUUCAUGUUGUGUUUAUUACUUAUUUAGUAAGAUUAUUUAUUCUUUUUUAUUGUUACUUUUGUGGGUUUUGUUUAUAUUAUUAAGUAAUAGUAAUAAGUAUUAGUUUCAUGAUUCAUUUCUGUGUUGAUAGUUUGCCAAAUUCUUAGGAUUACUUUACAUGCUUACUGCAUAGUUCAGCUAGGUAUUAACAAUCAUUAUUGAGCUUGUUCUCCAAUGUCUAGUAUCCUGUAUGAUUCAAAGAAUCAAUUUUACCAUAAUUUUGACACAUUUCUAGCCAAUUUUGACGCAUUUUUAGCCAAUUUGACCAUUUUGACACAUUUCUGGGCAUGAGGUGCAGGCCUCUGCUUCCAUCUUUGUGCCCCCCUGCAUAGUUUAAUUUGGGUAUGAUAUAAAAUUGUGAUUCAAAACUAAUUUCCAUGGCAACCAUUGAAUAGUAUUCAUCCUGAUUCCUGAGACUGAAUGAGAUAUUGAUUUGGGUAUUUGGUGUCAAAAUAUUACUUUCUCAAUGUAUGGAAUAAUUCUGCUUUACUAAUUAAGCUUGAGACGGUUAAAUAUUCCCUUGAAUCUACCCAUUACAAAUCGUAAAUACCGAGUUCUGAUGGUGACUUGAAGAACUAUACAUAAAUUUCCCUAGUGUAAGUUUGUGUAAAAAAUAUCUUUUCCUGGACCAAACGUUGCCCUGAUCGUUAUAAAUCAUUUAUGUUUCGAAGAAAAGUCGAAGUCUUUUUGCGAGGAGGAACAAUAUGAAGUAAACGAUACAGACACCGUAAGUGUUUAGUGGAAGAGAAGGGGCUUUUCGGUUUUCCAUUUGAUUGGUAAAGUUUGAAGAUUAGUAACAUUAGCUUAACAAUCAUAUGCUUACAUUUAGCUGAUUAGAUAACAUGUGAUUAUGUUUCAUGAUAGAUGGUAUGAUGUCUUAACAUGUGUUGCAUGUUCCUUUUCAUCUUCUUGAUAAGAUCAUGUCUUAACAUGUGCUGCAUAUCCUUAUUAUUCAUCAUGUUGAUGCAUGGCACUGACUAUCUGAUGUAAUUUGUUGCAUAUUCGUACUUCAUUUUACUUCUGUUAAUCGGUUUUCUGAAUGAUUUUCUUGCUACGUUUAGACUGUCUUUAUUCUGGUCAAAGACUAAUGUGUUUCAGGAUCUGUUCUUGAAAAUGCUAGCCCGUUGUGGUAAAUUUAUGCUUGCCUUUGUUAUUACAUAGCUCUUUCCGAUUUACUGAAACCGCUUUGCUAUGAUUUUGGUCAAGUAAUACUGAUUUAGUUGGAUAACAGGCACAAUGGAUUAUCUUCAGGAUAGAUUAAAUCUUUGGUCGGCAUCAUCAUCGUCAUUCAAGGAUAUCAUGCAUAUGAUCAUCAUCAUCACCAUACCCGGUGUAUCCAACUCAUAGAAAACUAUGAUUAAGGUUUGGAGAUGGAAUGAAGGCAGCAACCCAUAGAACAUGAAAAAGAUGCGGACAAAGAGUCCUUUGCCUCUGAAAAUAUGCUUAAAAGAGAAGUUCCUGCACGAAAACGACUGUUAGUAUAGCAGGCCUGGUAAAAUUAAUUUACAUCUCAAUGGGAUCGAGAAUGGCGUACGUCUAAGGUGUUGUGGUUCUUGUCUAUUUCAUUUUCCACACUAGUGCAAAUAACAUUAUCAAAAUGACAGUUAGUCGAAAUUGAAAUCGUACGAGUUUUCUUUGUUGUUUCUUUUUUGCUCGUGCUUUUUAAUGUCACAUAAUUUGCAAAUUAUGGUCAGUCUUGGGUAU
Messenger RNA from Amaranthus tricolor (Joseph's coat), 3689 nucleotides. Its product is annotated as CBL-interacting serine/threonine-protein kinase 6-like. The record is from RefSeq and is a predicted model, not a curated record. Gene Ontology annotation, molecular function: protein kinase activity; ATP binding. The transcript has a single exon. Bases 415 to 1800 code for a protein of 461 amino acids. Lineage: Eukaryota; Viridiplantae; Streptophyta; Magnoliopsida; Caryophyllales; Amaranthaceae. Gene Ontology annotation, biological process: signal transduction; protein phosphorylation.